Molecule: messenger RNA, 705 nt
Organism: Phycomyces blakesleeanus NRRL 1555(-)
Lineage: Eukaryota; Fungi; Mucoromycota; Mucoromycetes; Mucorales; Phycomycetaceae
Exons: 6
Coding region: 1-705 (234 amino acids)
Cellular component (GO): Golgi apparatus
Source: RefSeq, a predicted model, not a curated record
AUGUCAAAAUGCUUUGUAUUUACCAGAUCAGUGUUUCAAAAACAACGUGAAACGGACCAAGUAUCAAGUAUUUCUCAUAUUUUUGAUCUAAUGUUUGAUCAUCAUCAUGAUUCCAACCCAACCUCAGAUAUUAGUCAUGUUUACACAGACAAUGCUUAUGUGUCCAUACUUGUCAACCUUCGUCGACAAAAGGAUAAAAAUAUAUUUCUUAUCUUGUUUCAAUUGUUUCAAACUUAUCUAGGAAUUGAUGCAAUUGUACGCCAAAACACCAUUCAAUUGAUGGCCCAUACUGUAUUCCAAUUCAUUUGUCUUUUGUUUAGUUUACUGCAAUUUGUAGAGACACGAAAAUGGAAAUCAGAAGUGUCUAGUAUUGAUGAUACGAUAGAUCAAUCUGGAUUCACACAAAUAAUAUAUUAUGAAAUUGGGCAGAUUGUGUACAUGGCCAUCUUUACUCUUCUUCUUGUAUUUUUAGUCAAGAGACUCUUGGGACAGUCUACAAUUGUCUUGGCAAGCUUUGUCCUGAGAAACUUUGGCAAGGGAUUGAAACCCCACAUAAAACGGCUAUCAGACAAGGACCACAGUUAUAUGAUGAAUAGAAGAGCCUUGGCCAACGAAACGUACGCAAGUAGCGAUUCGUGGGUUAUUGACCAAGACUCUAUCGAUUCUAGACAAACCAAGGCACCACCUUCUAUUUCAUUUCAUUAA